AUAGCAAACCUCCAAUUCAAAAACUCAGCAGUUGGAAAAGAAUUUUGCUUUCUAGUCAUCUCGGUCACACAUUCUCAACAGAAACACCAAUUGUUCAAGCUUUCUUUCAGCAACAAUGUCUUUGAUCCGAUCAUUGUUUGGCAACCCAAUGUCAACUGACAUCUGGGCACCAUCUGGGCCAUCGAGCAAUGAGAUUUCAUCAUUGGCUAAUGCACAAGUUGAUUGGAAGGAGACACCAGAAGCUCAUAUUUUCAAGGCAGAUCUUCCAGGACUGAAGAAAGAAGAAGUGAAAGUUGAGAUUGAAGAAGGAAGGGUUCUUCAAAUGAGUGGAGAAAGAAGUGUUGAGAAGGAAGAGAAGAACGACAAGUGGCACUUAGUAGAGAGAGGUAGAGGCAAGUUCAUGAGGAGAUUCCGGUUACCAGAGAAUGCUAAGGUUGAUGCAGUGAAGGCAUCAAUGGAGAAUGGUGUACUUACUGUUACUAUUCCAAAGGCUGAGGAGAAGAAACCUGAAGUCAAGUCCAUUCAGAUCAAUUGAUUUGAGCCUAAAUAAAUGUGGACAAGUUUUAUCUAGUGUUCUGGUAUAUGUUUCCUUUCAUAUGUUGUGCUUGAUUUGUGUUCCCUGAGAAUGAUGUCGUACAGUCUUAUGUAUAUGUCGUGCUUUGAGUAACAAAUUUGCUUGGACGUAAUUUCUAUCACUAUUUCUAUUUC
Molecule: messenger RNA, 708 nt
Organism: Ricinus communis (castor bean)
Lineage: Eukaryota; Viridiplantae; Streptophyta; Magnoliopsida; Malpighiales; Euphorbiaceae
Product: class I heat shock protein
Exons: 1
Coding region: 116-535 (139 amino acids)
Biological process (GO): response to hydrogen peroxide; protein complex oligomerization; protein folding
Source: RefSeq, a predicted model, not a curated record